AUGGAGUGGCCACCCACGCGGUCCCAGGCUAAACUAUGGGGGAUCUAUAAGCAGCAGAGCCAUGGCCCAUCGGCUUGUGGACACGCCCCAACACCUGCCCCUCAGCCCUCUGGGUCCUCCUCCCCCAGUCCUCCUCUCCCCAGUCCAACUCCCCCCAGUCCUCCUCCUCCCAGUCCUCCUCCCCCCAGUCCUCCUCCCCCCAGUCCUCCACCCCAGUCCUCCUCCCCCAGUAGUCCUCCUCCUCCCAGUCCUCCUCCCCCCCAUCCUCCUCCCCCCAGUUCCUCCUCUCCCCAGUUCAACUCACCGGCAGCGAAUCAUGAAAAGAACUGCUCAGGAGAAGGGAACUGCCAUGAGGGACCCCAGUGGCUGGAAGCAAGGGGGGAUGCGUCAUCUCCUUUGAUGCAGCAGAUAAAUCCUCAACAUACAUAUAUUGGCAAGUUAGAAUUUAGAGUCAAUUUGUAUAGGACAGUAAAUUCCCACAGGGGAUUACAAGCUUGCCAAAAUGUACAUGGUGGAGUACGUAUAUUGGCAUUUUACUGGAUGUUGACUGAGGAUUUCUUUGAUGUGAUUAUUAAUGUUAAGAAAGGGGUAUUAGUAUAUUCAGCUUCUAAUGUAUCCAAGAAGUAUUACCUAUAG
Molecule: messenger RNA, 636 nt
Organism: Penaeus vannamei (Pacific white shrimp)
Lineage: Eukaryota; Metazoa; Arthropoda; Malacostraca; Decapoda; Penaeidae
Source: RefSeq, a predicted model, not a curated record